AUGGGUUUCUUCGCAGCCAGUAACGGCGAGCUAAAGCAGGCUGUCGUUACCAAUGCCUCUGACAGCGGCAAUGAAUCCUCCGGGUCUGAUGACCACAUCUUCUCUGAUCCUUCUGUAGCCGAUCACUGGCGAAAGGUCUAUGAGAAGGCCAACUAUGAGAACCGUCACCGGUUUGAUCCCAACUACAAGUGGGAGCCUGAGGAGGAGAAGAGACUCGUAAGGAAGAUUGAUCUUCGAAUCACCCUCUGGGCAUGGAUCAUGUUCCUGUCUCUGGACUUCCACCGCCGUAAUAUCAAUCGCGCUAUUUCGGACAAUAUGCUGCCGGAAAUAGGCAUGAACACCAAUGACUUCAACUACGGCCAAACGAUCUUCCUCGUGUGCUUUCUCUCGGCCGAAUUGCCCAGUGGUCUCAUCAGCAAGAAAUUGGGCGCUGAUCGAUGGAUCCCAUUCAUCAUCUGCGCGUGGUCACUCCUCGCUGGAAGCCAGGCCGCUCUCCACAGCAGAAGCGCCUACUUUGCCAUCAAGGCCUUCCUAGGUCUUUUCAUGGGUGGAUUCAUUCCCGAUAUUGUGCUAUGGCUCACCUACUUCUACAAGUCAGGAGAGCUGCCUAUCCGUCUAGCCUUUUUCUGGACUGCUCUGAGCACUAGUAACAUUAUCGGAUCUCUUCUGGCUUCCGGCAUUCUGCAGAUGCGAGGUGUUUUGGGAUGGGGAGGAUGGCGAUGGCUAUUCCUUCUUGAGGGUAUUAUGACUUUCAUUAUCGGACUUUUCUCCUGGGUUCUCAUGCCUCCCGGCCCAUGCCAGACUAAGAGCUGGUUCCGUGGCAAGGACGGCUGGUUCAACGAGCACGAGGAGUACAUCAUGGUGAACCGACUGCUGCGAGAUGAUCCCAGCAAGGGCGACAUGAACAACCGACAAGCUGUUAACCUAGCCAAGCUCUGGCGUGCUGUGAGCGAUUGGGAGCAAUGGCCGCUGUACCUUAUCGGUCUCAUGGUCUACAUCCCCCCCUCGCCCUUCAGCACCUACCUCUCGUACAUUCUCAGGGAGAUUGGCUUCUCGGUUUUCCACGCUAAUCUGCUCGCUAUUCCAUCCCAGUUCCUCUACGCCGUCAACCUGCUUAUCAUCACAUGGGUGUCCGAGCGGGUAAAGGAACGUUCCAUUCUGUCGUCUAUUUCCAAUAUCUGGAUCUUCCCCUGGCUCCUUGCUCUCGUGGUCCUGCCUGCGACGAUUUCUCCAUGGGUUCGAUACGCCCUCAUUACUGGUCUCCUGAGCUACCCGUACUGCCACGCUAUCCUGGUCGGCUGGAAUGCGAAGAAUAGCAACAGUGUGCGCACACGAGCUAUCAGUGCAGCCCUGUACAACAUGUUCGUCCAGGCCGGCAAUAUUGCCGCGUCCAACAUCUACCGCGAGGAGGACAAGCCUCUAUACCGACGUGGAAACAAGAUCUUGAUCGGUAUCACCUCUGCUAAUAUCUUGCUAUUCUACUUCGUCAAGGUUUUCUACGUCUGGAGGAACAAGGUCCGCGACCGCAAGUGGAAUGCGCUUACCAAGGAGCAGCAGGAGGAUUACACCCUCAACACAACGGACGAGGGUCAGCAGAGGCUGGACUUCCGAUUUGCACACUAG
This is a messenger RNA of Clonostachys rhizophaga, 1623 nucleotides long. The record is from the annotation of a GenBank genome assembly. Lineage: Eukaryota; Fungi; Ascomycota; Sordariomycetes; Hypocreales; Bionectriaceae.